This is a messenger RNA of Anas platyrhynchos (mallard), 1457 nucleotides long. RefSeq names its product maestro heat-like repeat-containing protein family member 7. Gene Ontology annotation, cellular component: cytoplasm. Lineage: Eukaryota; Metazoa; Chordata; Aves; Anseriformes; Anatidae. The record is from RefSeq and is a predicted model, not a curated record.
GGCUCUGCAGGCAGUGCCACAGCCUGCACUGGAGCUGUGUGGCAGAGGAGCCGGAAGGGUGGCCAGAGAGCGCGGGAAGGCUCAGUGGCCUGGGGAUCCAAAGUGGUCAGGAAAUGGCAUCUGUUGGAAGGCCACAACUUGUGUGUAGGCAGGGCGUUUCUCAGUGAAUCGAGCACAUCUGUGCUCGUCACCCUCCAUGUUUGCAAAGGCAAGGUAUAUGGUGAAGGGCGGGCGGCCUCUCCUCAAGCGGAUGGCACCAGCUGCUGAAGCAGAGUGCAGAAAUGCAAGCCUUGCCCUGGUCUGGCCCAUGGGAUAACAGCUAGCGCUGACAGCACAGUCCCAAGGAAGUUUGUUUGCCCGGCUUGGUACUACCAAUGCGUUCUUCCCCUGGCCAGGGCUCUGCGAAGCAAAGCACCGCUCUGCUGUGCCUCGGUGUUUGAAGAGGCAGUCAGAGGUCUCUGCCAGAGACAGAAGCACAAGGAGAUCGCCACCGUGGCUGUCUUCACGGAGUUGCUGGACUGCGUAGACUUUGAGCAGCAUGUCAAUGACUGCAUCCUGGACCUUCUUCGUUCACACCUGCGCAGUCAGUCCUCGGUGCUGCGUAGGAUGGCGGUUACAAGCCUCGUCACGCUGUCUACGAGACCCAAGAUGGCAGUAACUCUGCAAGACCUGCUGCCAGAGGUCAUGCAGCAAGUGCAGGAUGCCAACAGCGACAUCAGUAUGAAGGCCGUGACUGUCCUCCGCAACACUCUGCGCCUAGCAGAUGGGCAAGUGGCUGGCCCCAUCGCUCUGCAGCUGCCUGACAGGUUCCUGCCCCUCUUUGAAAACGAAUCCAGCUGCAUGAGAGAGCUCUCCGUCCUUCUCUGCAAGUAUGCCAUGGAGGUUGCAGAGGGCACCCAUAAGAUGGAGAUGGAGAAGCAAGUGCAGAGCACCGUCCUCCCCCUCUUCUUCCACCUGCAUGACCAGAACCAGCGUGUGGCUGAGGCCUCUCGGGAAGCCCUCCUUGGUGCUGCCAAGCUCCUGAAGUGGAAGCAGCUCAGGAACCUGCUGGAGACAGCGCAGCCACAGAGGAUUGGCAAGUGUCUGCUGGUGGGGCACAGCAGCAGAGUGGAUGACUACCUGUGCCAGAGCCUGCCAUACCUGUGGAGCCCCCAGGAGCCCCUGCAAGAGGCGGCCAUCAGGUUCAUUGCCCUGAGAAGCAUGGAGGGCUACAGCAGCCCUUCGGUCUCCUCCCUGGUGACUGAAACCAUCCUGGUUCCGAGAACUUCCUCCACAUUCAGCCUGCAAGCACUACGUUACCGGCUCCGGAGGGUGUGGGAGAGGAGGCCCCGUGUCCCGAGAGCUGGCUGGCUGUGCUGCUGCAGCUGUGCUCAGUGCUGAGCCCAGCUCCAGCCCUCGGGCCCCGCCGAGUAACCCCUCUGCUGGACUUUCCCCAAAGAAACAGCCCUCUUUCUUCA